AUGAGUCGGUCACACAGUGCUGUGAUCGACCUCACCGAGGAGUCGCCACCUGCCCGCGCACAUACAAGACCUCCGACGCUUAGUACCGACACCCACAUUCUUGAUUGGUCCUCCAGCACUCGUUCAGACCGACCAUCGACCCACAGCGCGACGCCUUCUCUUGCCUCUUCUUCAAGCGGCAGCGGCCCUUCCAACCAAGUAAGCGCGCCCAUCCAGGUGGACAGCGAUGACGAAGACGGGGACAACAGCUUCAUCAUCACGGGGCAAUCUCGACCCGUCAGAAGCUCCGAUUCGCUCCAAAGGUCUUCGUCCUCGGCAACGGCCUUUCAUCGACCGCCCGCUGCACGAUCCGCCUCGGCAUCCUCGGUGCGCAUCCACGACGGUAUCGUCCGGGGUCCGCAUGGCUCUGGAUCGCGCAUCCCGCAAAGCACAGGAGUACUCAGCUCCUCCUCGUCCGCAAGGCACCCCUUCUUACCGCAGCGGCGCCCUGCCGUCUCAUCUACAACAACAAUACCAGCUCGGCAGAGCGGCGGCAGCACACCCACUGGCAGCGACAACCUGUUUACGCGCCUAACAGGAGAGCUUCCCUUUGGUGGUUUUGGCGCAGGCGCCUCGUACACUGAUAUGCUAAGCUCCUUGAUGCGUAGCUUUCACUCAAAUCGGCAUUGUCAGCACAGUGCGGAGCGCAAAGUGCCGCAAGAGUACGAUCCAAAGUGGACCCAUCCGUACGAGCCUGUGCCUGGUUUCACGCACAACAUUAUCGAACCACCUGUCGAUCUAGACACUUACUUUGAUGACAAGGCCGUCGUCACCGGUCCAUUGCCCGAAACAACCCCAAUUUGUCCAUGCUGUCGUCAUGCACUUGUCACGGGUGCCAACGGUGAUCAAAGGAUCUGGGUGCUGCCAUGCGGACAUGUCAUAGACGGACGAUGUGUCGAUCAGUUGAGUGGAUUGACUCCGCUACCACCGCCGCCAAGCAUCGAAGCUGAUCAUGUUCGUGGUGCACCCAACAAGGGAAAGGGUAAGGCCAAGGCUACCGAAGCCGCUCGAGAUGAACCACUCGCCAAGGUCUCUAGAACUUCCGCACGAAGUCGAGCUACAGCCAGCAUCGCACAGCCGACAAACUCGACGCCAAACAAGCCAAAGAAACCGAAACGCUUCGAAUGUCCCGUCAAAGGCUGCGGGCAGAAGUGUUCCAAGGAACCUGGCAGCAAGUUCUCCGCUUGGGAGGUCUUUGUUUGA
Molecule: messenger RNA, 1242 nt
Organism: Mycosarcoma maydis (corn smut)
Lineage: Eukaryota; Fungi; Basidiomycota; Ustilaginomycetes; Ustilaginales
Exons: 1
Coding region: 1-1242 (413 amino acids)
Source: RefSeq, a predicted model, not a curated record